CAUCUAUAAAUCCAAGGCCAAGUCCCUGCACCUCAAAAAAUUCAUGCUUCCCUUAGGAGGCUUGCAGUAGCUAUCUUCUUCCAGCUACGCUACCUAACCUAGCUAGCUAGCUCACUCCAAAUUGCAUUCGCCAUGGCCAGCACCAGUAGACUAGUGCCUUCUCUUCCAGCUGGUUUCCGAUUCCACCCCACAGAUGAGGAGCUCAUCGUUCACUACCUCAUGAACCAGGCUGCCUCCAUACCAUGCCCUGCGCGUAUCAUCGCCGAGGUCAACAUCUACCAGUGCAACCCAUGGGAUCUUCCUGCCAAAGCCCUGUUUGGAGAGAAUGAGUGGUACUUCUUUAGCCCGAGGGAGCGCAAGUACCCGAAUGGUGCCCGGCCGAACCGUGCCGCUGGAUCGGGCUACUGGAAGGCCACCGGCACUGAUAAGGCCAUUCUGUUGACUCCGACGAGUGAGAGCAUUGGAGUCAGGAAGGCCCUUGUGUUCUACGAGGGUAAGCCUCCCAAGGGUGUCAAAACGGAUUGGAUCAUGCACGAGUACCUCCUCACAGGAGCUAACAAGACCACAAAGCGCAGGAGAUCCUCCAUGAGGUUGGAUGACUGGGUGCUGUGCAGAAUCUACAAGAAGAGCAACAACUUUCAGUUCUCUGAUCAGGAGCAGGAGGGCUCAACCAUGGAGGAAGACUACUCCCUAAACAACAGCAUGAAUUCUGCUGUUGCAUCCUCGCCAAAAUCUGAAGCUGCUGCUGACGAUCAGCUCCACCCGGCGACCAUGAACAUGAGCAAGUCAUGUUCGCUCACCGAUCUUCUCAACACCAUCGAUUACUCGGCGCUCUCGCAGCUGCUCCUCGACGGCUCAUCUGAUGCCCCAGCUGAGGCUGAACCACAGCAAAGCCCACUAAUCUAUCCUACAGGAAUACCCGCAUACCAAGAGCUUAACUAUAACCACAACGUGAAUAAUAGACACAUCAGUAUGACACCACAAGUAGAUGCAUCUUCAUAUUGUAGUAUCAACUAUAACGGCAUGAAAAGGAACAACGUAAUAAUGCCGAUGGAUGGUGCUGGCUCCUUCGAUGAUGGCAGCAAUUUCGUGAAAAAAUUGCAACUGCCAAGUGAUUCACGGAAUGGCAAUAUUGGCAGCACAAGCAGCUACUGCAACCAGCAGCUUGUAGACACCAGUAGCUUUCAGUACAGCAGCCUGCUGAGCCAUCCGUUUCUGAACCAGCAGCUGCCGCUACUGAACAACCACCUCGAGAUGCAGUAGCAAGCCAGGCCUCCAUUGUGUUAGUGCACGAUCCAGAUGUGAAUUGAUACAACUAAAACUUCGUUGGACAAACAGAUCGGCUGCGGAGUUUUACAGAUUAUUGAAACUCCUGUAGAGAUCUACAGAGGUUUGAACUUCCUGUAGAGAUUCACGACAGGCAGACGGACAGACUGAAGGGUUAUUCUUGUUCUUGCAGGGAACAAAUCAGAAAUUCCCAUAUGGGAUUUAUGAGUUGUUCGUUUUCAUUUUCCAUGUAAAAGAUUGUAGAUUAGGGGUGUACUGCAUACCAUCAUGUGGAGAUCAAUGAAUGAUGACCACGUUUCUUGUA
Phragmites australis (common reed) is the source of this 1591-nucleotide messenger RNA. RefSeq names its product NAC transcription factor 29-like. Gene Ontology annotation, biological process: regulation of DNA-templated transcription. NCBI's taxonomy places the organism in Eukaryota, Viridiplantae, Streptophyta, Magnoliopsida, Poales, Poaceae. Bases 133 to 1263 code for a protein of 376 amino acids. Gene Ontology annotation, molecular function: DNA binding. The record is from RefSeq and is a predicted model, not a curated record. The transcript is spliced from 3 exons.